Diabrotica balteata is the source of this 792-nucleotide messenger RNA. The record is from the annotation of a GenBank genome assembly. NCBI's taxonomy places the organism in Eukaryota, Metazoa, Arthropoda, Insecta, Coleoptera, Chrysomelidae.
AUGAAGUGUUUUGUUGUCUUAGUUGUGAUUUGUGCUAAAGCAUGGGCUGAUGAUACAUUUAUUGACAUACAUCAAGCCGUGAAAGAAUGUGGUGCUGGAAAUGGUGGACCAAACCAAGUCAAGCAGUCGCUGGAUCUACAAAAAGAUGGACCGACGCUCUUUUGCGUAUUGAACAAAAGUGGAAUGAUAGACGAAAACGGAGAUAUGAUCGAAAAUAACGUAAGAGAUUUAUAUCAAAAGGAGUAUGCCACUGAAAAAGAAGUGGAUGCAGUAAUUGUGAAAUGCGGGACUAAAAAUGGAAAAACUCGCGAAGAGGCUGCUUUUAAUUUGUUUAUUUGUUUCAAGAGUCUUCCUUCGAUCGCUGUUGUGGCAGCCGAUCGCCACGAUGAUAUCAAAGCAGCUGCAAAAGACUGCUCUUUAACUAAGGAACUCUUUCAAGAGGGAGUAGACAAAGAAAAGUUUGGUGCAGCGAUUUUAUGUGUAAACAAAAAAAUUGGUCUCAUGAAUGAGGACGGUAGCAUAAAUGAAAAUGUCUUUAAGUCUGAUGCAAAAUUAUGGAAUUCGGAUGACGCUUUAUCUCAAAAAAUCUUCAAUAACUGUAAAGAUUUAAAAGGUGAAAAUCCUAAAAUUAAGGCAUAUAAUCUAGCCAAGUGUAUAAAAGAAACUAGAGGCUGAAAAAAUAUAAUUAUAUUGUAGUUAAUACAACCUGAAAAGAUAUAUAUGAUUUUAAAUCUUUUUAUUUAUAAUAUUUUGUGAUUUAUUAUAUUUGUGAAAUAAACAAUGCAAUGUGUC